GUGGCGGCGGCAGUGGCAGCUUUGCGGCAAGCUCAGGACGAGCUUGCUUGACGGCGGUGUGGCGGAGGCCCCGCCCGAGGCGGCAGGAACCUGGAGGGAGGCGGAGGAAUAUGUCCGAGAGGGAAGUGUCGACAGCGCCGGCGGGAACAGACAUGCCUGCGGCCAAGAAGCAGAAGCUGAGUAGCGAUGAGAACAGCAACCCGGACCUCUCUGGAGAUGAGAAUGAUGAUGCUGUCAGUAUAGAAAGUGGGACAAACACUGAACGCCCUGAUACCCCUACAAAUACUCCAAAUGCACCUGGAAGGAAAAGUUGGGGAAAGGGGAAAUGGAAAUCGAAGAAGUGCAAAUAUUCUUUUAAAUGUGUAAACAGUCUCAAGGAAGAUCAUAACCAACCAUUGUUUGGCGUUCAAUUUAACUGGCACAGUAAAGAAGGAGAUCCAUUAGUAUUUGCAACUGUAGGAAGCAACAGAGUUACCUUAUAUGAAUGUCAUUCACAAGGAGAAAUAAGGUUAUUGCAGUCUUACGUGGAUGCUGAUGCAGAUGAAAAUUUUUAUACUUGUGCAUGGACCUAUGAUAGCAAUACAAGUCAUCCUUUGCUGGCUGUAGCUGGAUCUAGAGGAAUAAUAAGGAUAAUUAAUCCCAUAACAAUGCAGUGUAUAAAGCACUAUGUUGGCCAUGGAAAUGCUAUCAAUGAGUUGAAAUUCCACCCGAGAGAUCCUAAUCUUCUCCUGUCAGUAAGUAAAGAUCAUGCCUUACGAUUAUGGAAUAUCCAAACGGACACUCUGGUGGCAAUAUUUGGAGGUGUAGAAGGGCACAGAGAUGAAGUUCUAAGUGCUGAUUAUGAUCUUUUGGGUGAAAAAAUAAUGUCCUGUGGAAUGGAUCACUCUCUCAAACUUUGGCGGAUCAAUUCAAAGAGAAUGAUGAAUGCAAUUAAAGAAUCUUAUGAUUAUAACCCAAAUAAAACUAACAGGCCAUUUAUUUCCCAGAAAAUCCAUUUUCCUGACUUUUCUACCAGAGACAUACAUAGGAAUUAUGUUGAUUGUGUGCGAUGGUUAGGCGAUUUGAUACUUUCCAAGUCUUGUGAAAAUGCUAUUGUGUGCUGGAAACCUGGCAAAAUGGAAGAUGAUAUAGAUAAAAUUAAACCUAGUGAGUCUAAUGUGACUAUUCUUGGGCGAUUUGAUUACAGCCAGUGUGACAUUUGGUACAUGAGGUUUUCUAUGGAUUUCUGGCAAAAGAUGCUUGCAUUGGGCAAUCAAGUUGGCAAACUUUAUGUUUGGGAUUUAGAAGUAGAAGAUCCUCAUAAAGCCAAAUGUACAACACUGACUCAUCAUAAAUGUGGUGCUGCUAUUCGACAAACCAGUUUUAGUAGGGAUAGCAGCAUUCUUAUAGCUGUUUGUGAUGAUGCCAGUAUUUGGCGUUGGGAUCGACUUCGAUAAAAUAUUUUUUCUUAACCAAAAUUAGAGUGUGUUGUCUGUGUAAAAUAGAAUUAAUGUAUCUUGCUAAUAAGGGCACAUAGAGCAUUUAGACUUGUUUUUCAGCAUUCAAUCAGGCUGAGCUGAAUGUAGUGAUGUUUACAUUGUUUACAUUCUUUGUAUUGUCUUC
Molecule: messenger RNA, 1602 nt
Organism: Fukomys damarensis (Damara mole-rat)
Lineage: Eukaryota; Metazoa; Chordata; Mammalia; Rodentia; Bathyergidae
Gene: Eed
Product: embryonic ectoderm development
Exons: 12
Coding region: 111-1436 (441 amino acids)
Biological process (GO): negative regulation of transcription by RNA polymerase II
Cellular component (GO): ESC/E(Z) complex
Molecular function (GO): nucleosome binding; protein binding
Source: RefSeq, a predicted model, not a curated record